This is a messenger RNA of Exophiala dermatitidis NIH/UT8656, 417 nucleotides long. RefSeq lists its product as uncharacterized. The transcript has 2 exons. The record is from RefSeq and is a predicted model, not a curated record. NCBI's taxonomy places the organism in Eukaryota, Fungi, Ascomycota, Eurotiomycetes, Chaetothyriales, Herpotrichiellaceae. Bases 1 to 417 code for a protein of 138 amino acids.
AUGGCUCGACACAAAAGCACCGUGUGGAAUGCUCGGACUCUCACUGCCCCCAUUGCCGCCAUUGUAAUGGCCGGGCUCCUCUACACCUACUCGGUCACCUCUAUACGAGCAGCCAAGAGAAACGCGAGACUGCACCGCGAAGCAGAUGGCGGACAGCUAGACAUGCGACGGGAAAGCCUGCGCAGACACGGUGUGUUAGAUCCAGUUGAAGGCACAAAAGGCGUGGAGCUCUUCAGGGAUGCGAGAGCGGACGAGAAAAAAGAGUCGAAAUUUUUGACCGAAAAACAAGCAAAACCUCUGGGCUCCGUGCAGGAGGAAGAAGCAGGGGCGCCCCGUACGCAGAAUGAGGGAGUCCUCGACGCCUAUCGAGGCCGUCGAGGCCUGCAAAAGCUCAAAGAAGACAUGCCGCGAGACUAG